Molecule: messenger RNA, 1187 nt
Organism: Pyrus x bretschneideri (Chinese white pear)
Lineage: Eukaryota; Viridiplantae; Streptophyta; Magnoliopsida; Rosales; Rosaceae
Product: myb-related protein 308
Exons: 2
Coding region: 127-1014 (295 amino acids)
Source: RefSeq, a predicted model, not a curated record
AGAAUCCUUUGUGCUCUACAGAGCAUCAGAGUCCUCUUGUUUCCGGUGCUUUCCCUCUUAUUCCCACUCUAGUUCUAAAUAUUCAUAUUCUUGAGAGAGAAGAGAUCUAAUUAGAUAGAGUGAAUCAUGGGAAGGGCUCCUUGCUGUUCCAAGGUUGGUUUGCAUAGAGGUCCAUGGACUCCUAGAGAAGACACAUUACUCACCAAGUAUAUUGAAGCUCAUGGUGAAGGCCAUUGGAGAUCCUUGCCAAAAAAAGCUGGCCUCCUCAGGUGUGGGAAGAGUUGCAGGCUAAGGUGGAUGAACUAUCUAAGACCAGACAUAAAGAGAGGCAACAUAACCCCCGAUGAAGAUGACCUAAUUAUCAGACUACAUUCACUUCUUGGCAACCGUUGGUCUCUCAUCGCCGGUAGGCUUCCGGGUCGAACCGAUAAUGAGAUCAAGAACUACUGGAACACCCAUCUUAGCAAAAGACUCAGAAACGAAGGCACCGAUCCAAACACCCACAAAAAAUUAUCUGAGCCGAUAGCCAAAGAAAAUAAAAGGAGAAAGAACCAAAGAAGCAAGAACAACAACAAUAAGAAGGAGAUGGUGAUGACGAAAGACAAGAAGAACAAGAAAACAGCCCAACAUGUGGAGCCACAAAAGCCUAAGGUUCAUCUUCCAAAACCUACUAGGUUUACUUCCUUUUUAUCCCUACCAAGAAAUGACAGUUUUACUAGUAGUACUACAGUUACCACUGGGUCUUCAAGCCAAGACUUAAACAGAGGGGGAGGGAGAGAAGGAGGAGGAGGAGGUUUUGGUGUUAAUACUUGGUGUAAUAAUGGGCUUGUGUUUUGUGUUGGUGAUGAAGAUCAAGAUCAUGAUCCUAUUAAUUCUUCAGCUGAUGGCGGUGAUGAUCAUACGCUUGAAAAUCUAUAUGAAGAAUAUCUACAGGCGCUUCUGAAGACAGACCAUCAUCAUGAUCAUCAAAAUCAACUUGAAUUAGAGUCAUUUGCCGAGUCACUGUUAAUCUGAAAAAAAACAAAAAACAUAUUAGUAUAAGAUAGAUAAAUUAGUAUGGUCGUCCCGCGCAAGGGUCUAAUAAUAGGGUUUGAAUUUUAGGUUUUCACGUGCUUACCGUCUAGUUUGUAGCCAUCUCUGUGUAAUAGUGGACCUCUUUAAUCUUUAUUAUAUUUGUUAAUUAAUAA